AUGUUUCAGCUUUGGAAGCUUCUUCUCUUGUGCUACUUGCUCCAUGGGACCUCUGCAGGUCUUCUUCUCAAUUUUGGCCAUGGCCUGAGUAAUCUUGUGGACCAAGUGAAACCUAUUAUCCACAAUGGGCUUGAGACUGUUGACAAUGUAUCUGAAGGUUUUCUGAAUCUCAACUCAAGGGUGCUUCAGAAUAUCAGUGCUAAGAAGAAGAUCCCAAGAAUCGAGAAUGUGGUGGAACUUGCCUUGCCUUACGUGCAUCCAAGUCUGGAGAACCCUUUUGGGGUGAAAAUCACCAAGACUGUCAUCAGGGACAUCCAAGCUGAAUGGGCAGCAGAUGGAAGAAGUAUCAACCUGAGGUUUCUGGCCACUGCUAAUGUCACUGUGGCCCUCCCCCUCGUUUGCAAGAGGGUCAACCUGGAGGUCUCCUUGGACCCCCUGGCUGGAAUCAGGCUUGUACCAGUACCUCAGACCAAUCUUUUCACCGUGGUUGUGGGAGAAUUCACUGUUGACCCAGCCAGCAUCACAGUCUCCUUGCUGGACAGAGCUGAUGACAUGAUCAACAAGGCCAUGGACUCAACAAUUGGUGUUCUGAAGAUGAUCGUUUCUACCUUGUUACAGAAGCAAGGUGAGGAGGGGUUGAUAGUAGUGGCCAUCACUGGAUCCCACACGGAAGCCCUUUGCCAUGUCCAUUCACUGCCACUAUGCAUCAUCUAA
Heterocephalus glaber (naked mole-rat) is the source of this 714-nucleotide messenger RNA. It is a transcript of the gene Bpifa2, whose product is annotated as BPI fold containing family A member 2. Gene Ontology annotation, cellular component: extracellular exosome; secretory granule. The record is from RefSeq and is a predicted model, not a curated record. Gene Ontology annotation, molecular function: lipopolysaccharide binding. Lineage: Eukaryota; Metazoa; Chordata; Mammalia; Rodentia; Bathyergidae.